CACUGCAUUGUGCACAAGCCCCAGCAGCUGACAGUUGAAAGUCAACUCGAUUGUUAUUUGUUGUUGACAACUGAAUACUGAUAACAAUCUAUAUACUUCGAAUAACUACUAUGAAAAAAACAAUAAUUUAUGUAUUGUUUCUAUUUUUUUUUAUAGUUGAUUGCUGGUGAUAAAAUAAUAUGAUAACAGCUGUACAGACUACAGGCGCCUGACUCUAGUGUCACUUGUGAUUUGACUAUUUAUGAUGAAAUUAAUUUACUGACUUAAAGGUUUUAACUUGUUAGUUUUAAAAUAAUUAAUAUACCAUUAUUUAAGUAGCUAAUUUUAUUGUUUAUUUAAUUUUUAUUAAACAUCAAAUACCUCCUUGCUGUUAUUUAUCUGUUAACAAAAGUUUAAACUGAACAUUUCAAUUAUGUUAUCGAGAAAAAACAAGGAAACAAGAACGAUAAAAGAAGGAGUAGUGGGGAAGUAUGUCAAAAAAGAUAAACCUCCUGAAAUUCCAAUUAUUAAUGUAUGGACUACAGAACCAUUUAGAAAAACAAACAGCAAUCGAGUUAAUUUGCCUGAAACACAAAGUAUAAAUACGACACACCAACCUGGGGGUUCAGCCCAAAAGUUUGGCAAUAUAAAAAAUACACCAUCACCAUCUAUGCUAAUAGGUCACGAAGGCAAAUAUACUCCUAGCAGUUCAGUUCCUGAUUUGGCUCAAAAGUUUGCUAAUGCGAACCUUUGGGGUAGUACUCCAGGAAUAACUGCCGAUCAAUCUAUUAAUACUAGAAACUAUCCUGAUCGAUAUAUUUCUGGUAACUGUCACAUAAAUCAUCAAUUGGGAGCUCAUUCAAAUACUAAUUGCUUGCCUUAUCAUUCUCAUUCUGAAUUAGCAGACUCGUCAGUAAUUAUGCACAGAUUUGGAGAUAGCGCGGUUUAUACACCAGCUUUAUCUAGAUAUCUUCCCAAUAUUCAAUUGCAGCAUAAAAAUCAACUAAUUAGUACUCAUCAUUCCAGUCCAGUUUUACAUAAUGUUGGUCAUUCGGUUCCAUUACCACCACCUUCGGAUGGAGGAGAAGAACUACCUUUACCUCCUGGUUGGUCAAUUGACUUGACACUGAGAGGUCGGAAGUAUUAUAUAGAUCAUAAUACCAAAACUACACAUUGGUCACAUCCACUGGAAAAAGAAGGUCUUCCGACUGGAUGGGAACGCAUUGAAAGCAGUGAUUAUGGUGUAUAUUUUGUUAACCAUAUUACUCGUCAAGCUCAGUAUGAACACCCAUGUGCGCCACAUUACAUAUAUCAACCUGAAAUUAGGAUUCCAUUACCACUUCCACCCCCACCUCCUCCGAGGCCAACCAACUUUCACCCUCACAGCAUGCUAGUACCUGCUAAUCCUUAUUUGAAUCAGGAAAUUCCUGUUUGGUUAAGUGUAUAUUCUCAAGCAGCUCAGACAUUAGAUCAUAAGUUAAGAUGGGAGAUGUUCCGGUUGCCAGAGCUCGAUUGUUUUAAUGCUAUGUUGACACGAUUAUAUAAACAAGAAUUAGAAGAAAUAGUUAUGAGAUAUGAAGUUUAUAGAUCAGCAUUGCUGUUUGAAAUUGAUAGAAGACAUAUGCAAGCUCGAUGUAUAGAUGCUAAUGAAUACAACAACAGAUAUGGGCCCGGGCCACGAAUUGUUGACAUCACCAAUGACAACCUUCGUGAAGUUGCUCUUUCACAGCAUGCAGAAACUAAGCAACAGACGGACACAGGAAUUGCACAGCCAACCAAAUAGACGGUCACGCACAUA
Messenger RNA from Adelges cooleyi (spruce gall adelgid), 1777 nucleotides. RefSeq names its product scaffold protein salvador (gene sav). Lineage: Eukaryota; Metazoa; Arthropoda; Insecta; Hemiptera; Adelgidae. The coding region runs from base 413 to 1762 and encodes 449 amino acids. Gene Ontology annotation, molecular function: protein binding; molecular adaptor activity. The record is from RefSeq and is a predicted model, not a curated record. The transcript has 12 exons. Gene Ontology annotation, biological process: hippo signaling; regulation of cell population proliferation; apoptotic process.